This is a messenger RNA of Myxocyprinus asiaticus (Chinese sucker), 7843 nucleotides long. RefSeq names its product beta-adrenergic receptor kinase 2. Bases 2177 to 4243 code for a protein of 688 amino acids. Gene Ontology annotation, biological process: G protein-coupled receptor signaling pathway; protein phosphorylation; regulation of signal transduction. Gene Ontology annotation, molecular function: ATP binding; G protein-coupled receptor kinase activity; G protein-coupled receptor binding. The record is from RefSeq and is a predicted model, not a curated record. The transcript is spliced from 21 exons. Lineage: Eukaryota; Metazoa; Chordata; Actinopteri; Cypriniformes; Catostomidae.
GAGCCUGAAUUUCAUUUCACGACGCGCCGUGGGGCUAAGCUCACACCAAGCACUAAAAAAACCUGUAAAAUAGUCAUAUAUUCCCAUCUGGAUUAAUCACGGGAAAAUAUCAAGAGACACUCUUUCCCGGAGGAUCUGAACUGAAUCGGACGGGAGGGUUUUUAUGUUGACGGAUAUUGUGUUUUUGUUGAACGAUGUCGGAAGAGACGAACACUUGGAUCUUCGACUCAAACACGGAUGGAAAAGAAAAGAGUCGUUUCUUUCGGCAAUAACGUCGAUCAAUCAAAAUCAAAACCGUCUCCUGGAGGAACGUACGUUGCAAACGCCAGAACGGGUCGUGAAGAAGCAUAUUGGGGUUAAAAGCCACGUCGUGUUGUUGUUCUUAUGAAACUCACAGUUUCGUUCAUACAAGCUUGCGUUUGAGACGCACAGCCGUACAUAUGAAGUUCCGCUUGGUCUAGCACAGAUAUUUCAGGGCAAACUCUUUCUGUUUACUUCUUGUGGACUGACAUCACAGUAACUGUUUGUGUGUAUGUUUCAGCCUUGCUGUUUCAUCGGACCACGUUUUGUGGCACCAUCACGAUUUUUUUUUUUUCUUUUUAGAAAAAGGAAACUCGGAUUGCUUUCGUUCACAUUUGCUUAUUUCCUUUUCUAGCGCCCCCCUCUCAUCUGUAGGUUACAGUAGAGCGAUGUUUCAACCAUUCUUGCUUAUAGCACAUAUCUCAUUUAAAAAAAAAAUUAACAAGCAGGCAAACUGUCUGCAUUGCACAAGCUAAUUUUAACGCUACAAUGGGCUUAAAUGCAGAUUUGAGUUCAAACAAAAACAUCUGCCAGUUUAAUUAAUUAUUAGGCGUUAAUUUUGGCCCUUUAAUUGGCUUGUGAGAUCAAUGCAACACAUCGGAUCAGAGCUUUAUAGCAAAGCAAAAGCAAGAGGAGGGACAGACAGAACGAUCAAGCUACAUAAAUUGAGAUGCGUUUGUGAUAUGACCAGGAUAUAUAAAUUUACAUGCACAUCCUAUACAAAUGCUGUUUAGAUCUUGACGGAUAUUAAACCUACUCGACUGGUUUCUGUUUUUUUUUAUUUAUUUAUUUUUUUUUUUUUUUGGAUAUUCAGGAAAUAGUUUAACCGGUGUCGUACUUAAACCAUUGGGCUUCAGAUUUCCACCAUCUUUCCGCGUUGUAAGAAGAAGAAGAUACAUAUUACCCUUAUUAUUUGUGGUUCGUUUGUGUGCUGCUGUCAGCUGGCAAAUGUGAUUAAACAGGGAAGCGCUGCAAAAUAUUGGCGCACACAAGUCGUCCAUUUUCACCUCUUUGUAAUUUUUAUUAUUUUUUUUAUUUUUUUUGCAGCGAGCUGGCUUGCUUUUUAUUGUAUAAUAUCUUAAAGAUAUCACAUAUAUAUAUAUAAAUAUUCCCCCUUAUAGGCGUUGUUUGCUAUACCAAUGUGCGUAUUGAUUUUAAUGGGAUUGCGUUGUUUUGGGUUCAAUUGAUUUUGAUUAGAGGAGCUUUUUCUUGACGUUGUGGGCUUGAUCUCAUUUGCAACAUAUAAGGCCAGUUUGCAUGCAUUUGUAGUUAACGUGCCACCGCAUUUGCAUGCACGGUGCCUCAAAUUAACUUUUUUUUUUUUUUUUUUUUUUUUUUUUGAUGGUCAUUACACUAGCAGGUGGGUUUCUCACGUUACACUCACCCAAAAGUGGGUUGGUGGUGGGCAUCUGCAGGCAAACAUUGCUUUAUCGUUAUCAGCAUCUAGAAUUGUUGUUUUGGAUAUUUCCCGACCUGAAAGGGAUUCCAUGUACAUAUAUUCUUCCUCUCUGAAACAAGAAGCCAUUUCUGCUGCUAGAGUGGACCUGAGGGCGACGUUGCUUCAUCGAUAACGACCCAUUUCGAGUUUUUAUUUAUUAUUAUUAUUAUUUUUUUUUUUUUUUUUACUUUAUAAAAUUUUCGACUGUAUUAGCCACGAUGGCUGAUUUCUGAGGGACUCGCGACAAUAAAGGAAAUAAUAAAAUAAAAACCCCGAUGUUCGCGCCUCGCUCGCGCAUCAUCAUCACCUCCGUCACAGCUCCCGCGCUCGUCUCGUGCUGAGUCCGCCUGCAUUAGCGCCGCCGCUCCCCGCGUGCGCAUCCUUUCACGGCUGGUUCUGGUACCGUUAGCGACUCGGUUCGACCCAGAAGGCUCGAAGAUGGCGGACCUCGAAGCGGUUCUCGCCGAUGUCAGCUACCUGAUGGCGAUGGAGAAGAGUAAAUCGACUCCAGCGGCCCGGGCGAGCAAGAAAAUCAUCCUUCCCGAACCCAGUAUUCGGAGCGUUAUGCAGAAGUACCUGGAGGAAAGGGAUGAACUGACCUUUGACAAAAUAUUCAACCAGAAGAUUGGUUUCCUUUUGUUCAAGGAUUUCUGCAUGAAUGAGAUCGACGAGGCCGUUCCGCAGCUGAAGUUUUACGAGGAGAUUAAAGAGUACGAGAAGUUGGACUCGGAGGAGGAGAGGCUAACUCGCAGUCGACAGAUUUACGAUGUCUACAUAAUGAAGGAACUUCUGUCAUGUUCACACCUCUUCUCUAAGAAGGCAGUAGACCAUGUCCAGACUCAUCUUGCAAAGAAACAAGUUCCUCCCAAUCUCUUUCAGCCAUACAUAGUUGAAAUUUGCGACAGUCUUCGAGGAAUGAUCUUUCAGAAGUUUAUUGAAAGUGACAAGUUCACUCGUUUCUGCCAGUGGAAGAAUGUAGAACUGAAUAUCCAUUUGACGAUGAACGACUUCAGCGUGCAUCGGAUCAUCGGCAGGGGAGGUUUUGGAGAGGUGUACGGAUGUAGGAAGGCUGACACGGGGAAAAUGUACGCAAUGAAGUGUUUGGAUAAAAAACGAAUCAAAAUGAAGCAGGGUGAAACGUUGGCGCUCAACGAGAGAAUAAUGCUGUCAUUGGUCAGCACCGGGGACUGUCCUUUCAUAGUGUGUAUGACAUAUGCCUUCCACACCCCUGAUAAACUGUGUUUCAUCCUUGACUUGAUGAACGGUGGAGACCUCCACUAUCACCUGUCUCAGCAUGGGGUCUUCAGCGAGAAGGAUAUGCGUUUUUAUGCAGCUGAGAUCAUCCUCGGCCUCGAACACAUGCACAAUCGAUUCGUAGUAUACAGAGACCUCAAGCCUGCGAAUAUCCUCUUAGAUGAACAUGGACACGUUCGUAUCUCUGACCUGGGUCUGGCCUGCGAUUUCUCAAAAAAAAAGCCACACGCCAGCGUAGGUACCCAUGGCUACAUGGCACCUGAGGUUCUGCAGAAAGGAACAGCGUACGACAGCAGUGCUGACUGGUUCUCUCUGGGUUGCAUGCUGUUCAAACUCUUGCGAGGGCACAGUCCAUUCAGACAGCACAAGACCAAAGAUAAACAUGAGAUCGACCGCAUGACACUUACCAUGAAUGUUGAGUUACCUGACUCUUUCUCACCUGAACUCAAGUCCCUCUUGGAAGGACUCUUACAGAGAGAUGUCGCCAAAAGAUUGGGCUGUCUGGGACGAGGGGCAUCAGAGGUGAAGGAGCAUUUGUUCUUCAACGGAAUCGAUUGGCAGCAGGUCUAUCUCCAGAAGUACCCUCCACCCCUCAUUCCCCCCAGAGGAGAGGUCAACGCCGCGGACGCCUUUGACAUUGGCUCCUUUGACGAGGAGGACACCAAGGGAAUUAAGCUACUGGACAGUGAUCAGGAGCUCUAUAAGAACUUUCCGCUGGUGAUCUCUGAGCGCUGGCAGCAGGAGGUGGCCGAGACGGUGUACGAUGCUGUCAACAGUGACACGGAUAAGAACGAGGCUCGCAAGAGGGCCAAAAACAAGCAGCAGGGCCACGAGGAAGACUACGCGCUGGGGAAGGACUGUAUCAUGCACGGCUACAUGCUCAAGCUAGGAAACCCUUUCCUGACGCAGUGGCAGCGGCGAUAUUUCUACCUAUUCCCCAAUCGCGUUGAGUGGAGAGGUGAAGGGGAGUCUAGGCAAAACCUGCUGACCAUGGAGCAGAUUGUGACUGUGGAGGAGACUCAGAUCAAGGACAAAAAGUGCAUCCUGCUGAGGAUCAAAGGAGGGAAGCAGUUUGUCCUGCAGUGCGAGAGUGACCCAGAGUUUGUACAGUGGAAGAAGGAGCUUACCGAAGCUUUCACCGAGGCCCAGAAGCUGCUGCGUCGUGCUCCCAAAGUCAUCGGCAAGGGGCGAACCAAUGUGGUGGAACUGUCCAAACCUCCACUCACGCACCGUAACAGCAAUGGCCUGUGAGCCGCAACCUCCCAACCACCCUUCUCCACCACUCCUCUCCAUCAUCUUCAUCAAUGCACAGAUGCACACGCGCUCACACACUCUUUCCCAGCAAACGCUUGUCCAGCACCAUUAGGCUUCUCAAGAGGCACCUGAAGACACAGUGGGCCAACACAUUAAAGGUUCUGCUGGAUUUGUACCUUGCUGUUUUUCAAUAUUCGUCAAUCAUAUGCACAUGCACACACAUAUAUACAGUUUAUUGCAACUUGACACUCUGGGGUGGUCAACACUCCAAGAUAACAUUAAAUAACAAUCAGUGAUGUCAAUGCUGAGUGUUGGACAUUGCUUUGACUAGAGACCAGUGGUGCAGGCUGGGAUACUACACCAUGUCACGCUUUCCCUCUGUAAUGCUCCUGUUCGUCUCGUCCAAAGUUCUCACCCUGCAGAACCUGGGCAGAGUCCUUGAACAUGCCGACAUGCACGUAAAGUGGCAUAGCUAGGUUGCAAGAACCUGAAUCUUUGUCUACUUGGAAUCUCUUUCCCAAGUGGCAGCACGCUAGAGCUGGACACUAUCAGUACCUCUACUGCAGGUGCAGGUGAAAGAUAUAUACCUUUCGCCUCUGGGGUUUGUUCAGAGCUGAGUGAAACUAGAGCCAUGCUGCGUAAGAGAUCUAAUCAAAUGGAAAUCUCUUAAAAGACGAUGGCUUGAAAGAUAUCACUCACGUUGUCUUCAUUUGUUUUUAGUGGGAACACCAAGGCCACUUCAAUGACUGUGCCAUUUGCAAAGCAAAAGCUUUGCACCAGUUUCUGUCAUCAAUGUGGGCACAUGGCAAGCAUGAACUCUCCAAUAUUGCAGUUUUUGCCAGGUGGACUCAGAAACAGGCUUGUUUUUUGGGACUGUGGUGUGGCACCCAACCCCUGUCCUGUACAUGUAAAAAGAGUCCAGUCUUCAAAUUCCUGAAUACUUGCCGUUAGGUUAAAGGAACUGCACUGGGGUGGAGCGAUGAGUGGAAUUACAGUGUAAAAAUUAGAGAGCUUCUGUUUUUUGUUUUUUUUGGUGCUUAGCCCCUGUACAGUUUUACGUGACCGCUCAUGUGCAUUAAUUGCGUGUAUUGUGCGUGCACACAACUCAAAAACUAGGAACUGUCGCUUUGAAGAGGACGGCCAGAUGUUGUCACCAGGAAGAAUUCCUUUCACCUUGAAUGUAUUUUGUUUUCUCUUUGUCUUGUUUUGUUGUUUUUUCAUUUGAGGGUUGAGUAAUUACGCUGCUUAAUAAUGGGAUGGAGCCGGUGGGACGUUUAUGAAGACACACCCCCUUUUGAACCCCUGAACUCCCUUUCACAGAAGUGCAAAAAGUGCCAAUGAAAAUGAACAUUUUGACUUGAGACACCUGAGAAUUCUUCACGCCAGGCCUGCUUGACGUUGGGCCAUACUGUAGACCUCUGUAUCUCCUCGAUCUCCCUGUGAAUGGACCCGAGUACAGUGUUGGAAAAUGCAACGUGAACGCACAGAAUAAAACUGAACUGCCGACCUUCUUGUUCCUCCAGUUGCUUGAAUGACUUGAGCGAACUUUGAGUAGGAGUCCAUUGGAUGCUAAUGGACAGUUAAUGAUGCAUGAUGUCAUGGUUUGAGGGACCACUUGGGGAAAAACAAAGGCUACAUCAUUAAGUCUUUUAUCCGACUGUAUAUAAGAUCCUUUCUCUGUGCAUCUACAGUAUAAUCUUCUUGACAAUAUUUGCAUAUAUGGAAAAUUCUGUCUACCUGUCUGUGUUUGUCUCAGUCUCAGCUUGGGGGCGGGCGGGGUGGGUGGGCUUCACAUCUGUCAAUCAGCGGGCAUGUGUAUACCUCAGGCUGAGAGAACUGCGUUUGCACCCCUUUUAGGACCAUCGGCUUGUCUCAAAAUAAGGUGUGAGGAGGUCUUCUGUCUCAUAUGUUUCAUUAUGCCAGUCCUUCUGAGAUGUGCAUCACAGCAUAGCCAUUAUCCAUUCACAGGCAGACAGACUGUUAUUCAGAGACAGGUGUGAUAUUGUGCGUUGACAUCCCCGCUUGAAGGUAGGACACUUGCACACACAGGUGUUCGAGAAAGGUGGGCUACUUGGAUUACAAAAGAAAGACAACUUUAAACCAUUUGUUGUAAGGCUUGAUUUGAAUAUAGUUUAAAUUUUUAUAUUGUUUUGAAUGUGACGCAAAAUGCAGAUUUCUAAAGAUUACAUAUUUUUUUGGAGUAUGUUAUGUGCAUAUAUUUUGGUCUUUUUGUUUUGGAAUGGAAAAAACAAGCACAGCUUAACAGGCAUGAGGUGAUUUUAAAGAAUAUAACGUUAUUACUUCAUGUAUGUUCAGGUUCUUUUUGUUUUCAUGCAGUAAUUUUAUUUUCUGUCACUCCUGUCCAUGCAUUUCGAGGGGUUUUUGAUUUGCAUGCGACCCUGGGUUUUGCAAACAUUGCAGGGUCUUGAGGGACGAUCAGUUUUUGUAGCCUUUAAGUGUCGGGGAGGUGCCAUCCUGAGGAUGUUUUAGUGCCCUUCAAGGGUUUUAUUUUGAAACCAAAUAGCUUGUUUGAAAAUUAUCACUGCACUUUUACCACCACGCUUCAUGAGCUGAUGAAAAAAAAAUAUGUGCCAAACAACUGUAGAAGAAUGUCCUGAACCAAUGCUGCACUUGCCAGCUCCAUUUCCGAGGCAAAAUUGGUACGUUUUAGCAGGCGAGUGACUGCGGGUUUGAGAAAGGGUACAAAAAUGUGACCAAAAUUCAGGUGACGUGGAACAAGUGGGCUCUGGGGCAAACGAUCUGAAAUUUAUUGACGAUAUGCCUCAAAGCUACUGACCGGCGGCGACCAUUACCACGUACAAAGAAACAAACUGCUAAUUGCUAACCCAUUUCUCAAAGAGGGUGGCACCUCUGCCAGUCCUAAAUAUCCAUGUUUUAUUCAGGGGUUUUAUAUUUUAUUUUAAUGGUAGCUUUUCAGUCACUUUGUCUGUGUUUGCUUCAUUCAAUUGCUUGUUGUGUCUGUACCGUAGCAGUAAAUUUGUCUGGCGAACGCAUGUUUCGAAAUAGUUGGCGACAUGGAUGACAAACUAACAAAAAUCUAAGUAUAUAUGUGUAUAUGAAAUGAAAACAAAUGAGCUUAGGUCUAUUUAAAAAAAAUUACAAUGUAGAAAAAAAAUUUGACUCGGGAAGGGAUCGGGUUCGAUGUGAGUUCAACUAUUUGUGGUGAAGAAUCAGCUCAGAUCUUGCACAUAAAAGUUUAGCUAUUGUACCUACGAGUUACAGAUUAUUAUUUUUGUUUGUUUAAUGCAGGAUUCUCUUGCUCUCUUUCAUAUUUAUUGUCUGGUCGGGGAGCUAGCCCCUCUGUGCGUGGGUUUACGGAGGGCACAGAGCUGACAAGGAUCCGGGUUUACAGUCAACUGAAACUCUUUCGUGUGCCACAAACAAACGCAAAUACUACUGUCUGGGGUUAUUACCAUUAAGAUUAUGAUGAUGAUGAUGAUUAUGAUUAUAAUAAUUAUUGAUAAUAUUUUUCAAUGAAUGGUAAUGGUUGUUAAAAUUAUCCUUUUUUUUCUCAGAACAGCUAAGAACAUGUGUUUAUGAAAUCAGUUCAGAAAUAAAAGGCCCCUUUUUCGUGUU